Phlebotomus papatasi is the source of this 3262-nucleotide messenger RNA. RefSeq names its product heterogeneous nuclear ribonucleoprotein K (gene HnRNP-K). Gene Ontology annotation, biological process: regulation of mRNA splicing, via spliceosome; regulation of transcription by RNA polymerase II. The coding region runs from base 105 to 1514 and encodes 469 amino acids. Gene Ontology annotation, cellular component: cytoplasm; nucleus. Gene Ontology annotation, molecular function: mRNA binding. Lineage: Eukaryota; Metazoa; Arthropoda; Insecta; Diptera; Psychodidae. The record is from RefSeq and is a predicted model, not a curated record. The transcript is spliced from 11 exons.
GCGACAGCUGUGGUAAACAAAAAGUAAGAAGAAGAAGAAAAGUGUUUAGUGUGGUUUGCGUUCUCUUCUUAAAAUUAAUUAACAAUUCAUAGUUUUGAACUUCUAUGAGGAAAGGCUUCAACAUGAGCAACGAAGAAUUGGAAUAUUUCUACGACGAGGACAAGGAUCUUCCUAUUGAAAAGUCAAACAUGAAGCGUGACGCGGGCUCAGAUGGUGAAGGACCAAACAAGAAGAUUCGUAAGAAUGAUGAAGUGAUUCGCUUGUUGAUUCCCAGCAAGAUCGCAGGGGCAAUCAUUGGCAAAGGUGGCCAAAACAUCCAAAAGCUCCGUGCACAGUAUAAAGCCACUGUGUCUGUCGACGAUUGCCAAGGUCCCGAACGUACGGUACUCAUUUCAUCUGACAUGGAGUCUGUGUGUAACAUUUUGGCGGAAAUGCUGAAAAAUUUCGAAGAGAAAGAGGAAGGUGAAAUUGAUCUUCGUUUGCUCAUCCAUCAAAGUCUCGCCGGAUGUGUGAUUGGCAAGGCUGGGAGUAAAAUCAAGGAGCUACGAGAUAAAAUUGGAUCUCGCAUCAAAAUCUUCUCCAAUCUUGCACCACAGAGCACCGAUAGAAUCGUGCAGAUACUUGGAAAGCCAGAUCACUGUAUUGAUUCCAUUAAGGAAAUUGUGAAUCUUGUAAAAUCGACGCCAGUUCGCGGGCCAGUACACAACUAUGAUCCCCUCAAUUUUGACGAUGUCUAUGCUGAGGAGUAUGGCGGCUACGGCGCCAGCGGCGGCGGCAAUGGUUUCCGCAAUGGUGGUCGCUUCUCAGGCGGCUCCGGAAGUGCCCGUGGAGGCGAUCGAUCUGGAAUGGAUCGAUUCGGUGAUCGUGGGGACAGACGCGGCGACAUGGAUCGUAGCCGCGGAGGUGGUCCCAUGAGCCGCGGCGGCGGUAGCGGCAUGGAAAGCCGAGAAUUUGUUGAUCCCUGGGCAAGGCCUCCAAUGGGCAACGGUGGAGGGCCAAUGGGUGGCAAUAGCCCCAACAUGAAUAUGUCCAUGGGUGGCAUGAGCUAUGGCGGCGGCAUGGGCAAUGGCAGCGGAAUGGGAGGCGGCGCUGGAGGUGUGAGCGGCGGCAAUGGAAUGGGAAUGGGUGGUGGCGGUGGUGGUGGAUCAGGAAUGGGAAUGGGAGGCGGAAGUAUGGGUGGCGGAAUGAGUGGCAGCUAUGGAAUGGGUGGAGGUGGAGUUGGUGGUAAUAUGAGCAAUAUGGGUGGCAGUGGCGGUGGAUCGGGGCCACUUGAGAUGGACGAGAAGAAUACAACUCAAGUCACAAUACCCAAAGACUUGGCUGGAGCAAUUAUUGGAAAGGGCGGCGGACGCAUUCGUCGCAUCCGGACAGAGUCAAAUGCUUUCAUCACGAUCGAUGAGCCACUUCGUGGAUCAAAUGAUCGUAUUAUUACGAUUACUGGAACACCAAAGCAAAUACAAACAGCACAGUAUUUGCUGCAGCAGAGUGUACAUGAGAAUCGGAGGAAAUUCUAAAGGUGGCAGGGAGAUACCAUGAAAAAAGAAAGAGAGAAAGUAAGGAUAGCAGAACAGGUGUGAAGUGUUGAAAAGUGGAAGAGAUGAAAAGCAAAAAAAAAAGGAGAAGGAGAAGAGGGAACAGCAAAGAAAAUGAUUAACGUUAAUUUCUUUUUGUCUACAUAUUGAAACUAAUUGCCAGUUUAUCGUGUUUAUUACAACCCCUCUAAUAUUAUAAUGUUUUGGGGUAAAAGGGAAAGAUGAAAAAAAAAGAAGGAAGAUGAUGAUGGAGAGAAAAAAAAUACCCCACCACUGGUCUGCUCUACAUUUAAAUAAUUAUGAUUAAUUAAGGUAAUAAUAAUCUUAUCUAUUUUAUCAGGCUGAAGGAAGAAGAACUUUUGGAAGGGGAGUAAAAUGGAAUUUUUAUUGUGUGUGAAAUAUUUUUUGUGUCUCUAUGAGAAAUUAUUUUUUUUUUUCUUUUCCUUGAUUUUUCUAUUACACUUUGUUAUUCCGAAUGUCCCUCUUAUCUGUCCUUUCUGGCGAUAUUCGAACAAUUUUGCGUCAUAUUUGUGUCUAAAUAUUGAUCUAGCCUUCCCUCAGUACAUUAUUCUCUACAAUUAAUUGAAAUAUAUCCAUGAAUUAAUUUUUUUUGCGGAAAAAUUUAAAACAAGGGGAAUACAAUUUUUUUUUCAACGUUAUGAAUUUCUUUUUCUUAUUCUCUUUUUUAAAAAAAAGAAAAGCAGAAAAUAGUGCUCCUAAAAUUUGUCUUUUGUUAUUUGAAUUUUUUAAAGAAGUAUCAUGCAAAAAUAGCACAAAAGAUAGGGGACUUUUUGAGGGAAUAAGGCGCAAAAGAAAAUUAUUAAAAAUAAAAAAAAUACAAUAAUAAAUCAUAAAAAUAAAAUCCAUGAGAAAUUGUGAAGAAAUAAAUAUUGAGGAAGUCUUUCAUACUCUUAUCGUAAAUAUAUAAGAUAAAUAGAAUGUUUCUAUAUAAUUUUUAGUGAGUAGAAAAAAUAAAAGAAAAUGUGUGUGUGUCGAAGUAAACAAAAAAAACACAUUAAAUUGAAAAAUUAAUUUUUUGCAAGACUCCAAAUUAUUCAUUGAUAUAAUUUUCUUUUCAAAUAGCUCAGAAGAAAAGGGAAAAUGUGUUGAAAUUUGACCGAAGAAAAAAAAACAGUUUUAGAGGCAGAAAAAAAAUCAAUGGAAAAUAGAAUUGCACGAAGAAAAAAACCAGAGUACAAAGGUAUCAAAGGGUUCUAAAGAGAAUAAAUGUUUAAAAGAUGAAGCAUAACACAGGAAAAAAGAUACAAAGAGAAAAUUAUGCAAAAAAAAGGAUUAACAUUGAGCGGUUCUAAAACAACAAAAAAUCAACCAAAUAUUUAACACAUUAACUUUAAAAUGAAAUAUAUAGAAACAAUAAUAAAAAUACAUUUAUUUAGUGAGUUUGUCGUACGCAAAACUUUAAUUUCCUUUAUGUGUAACUCUAAUGGAGAAGCGAGUUUUGUCCUCCGGAAAAAAACAAGCAAAAGAAUAUAAGGUAGUUUAUAAGGACAAAGAUUAUAUUGUGUAGUAAGUUUUGAAGUAAUAUAAAAAUUUGUGGGUAUUUGAACACAUUUUUUUCGCAAGUUUUUUGUAGUUUUCCCUUCCCCUUUAAAAGUAUAAAAUGAAGAAACAUAAUUGAAUAUGGAAUAUAGAAGUUAUAAGUAAACUAUAUAAAAGGAAAAAUAUGGAAAUUUGAAUAAAAAUACAUUAGAAAGUAAAAAAAAAAGAAA